AAAAAUAUAUAUAUAGAAAAAAUUUAUAAAUUCCGAAAAGAAAUAACAAACGCUGAAAAUAAAUCGCAAAGAUGGCUAUGCAUUGGGAUGUGAAGUGCGAUGGCUGCGACAAGACCCACUUGGUGCACUACAGAUACAAGUGUCUGCGCUGCCCCAACUACGAUCUGUGCGCUGCGUGCUACGAGAACAAGGUGGAGACGGGACAGCAUAGCAACGAGCAUCCGUUCCAGUGCCUGCUGGAUCGGGCUGCGCGCGAACUGUUCUUUGCCGGCGAGGAGAUACCGGAGCUGUGCGCGGACAGCUUCACUUGCCCGUUCUGCGGCAAGAUGGGCCACUCCGUCAAGGAGCUGGUGAAGCACAUGCAGGCCAAGCAUCGCGGCGACAGCACGCCCGUCAUCUGUCCGCUGUGCGUGGCGGUGCCAGCGGCGGACACCGUGCGCAUGACCAACCUGGUGAACCAUGUCUCGCUGAUGCAUGGCACCGGCAUUUUGCGCAUCGGCGGCGGCGCCGGCAGCAGCUCGAUGCGCACCACCGGCUUCGAGCUGCCGCCCAUUAGCGCCUUGUCGGGCCUGGGCCAGGGCCAGGGGCCGGAGAAUGAGCUAACCAGUGGCUUGCGCGUUCGCAGCCCACCGCCGGAUCCGGCACGCAUGGGCGGCUUUCAGUGGCCAGUUGGCAGCCUGGGCAUGAGCAGCAGCGCUUCGCAGGAGGAGGACUUCUAUCCGGAAUCCUGGCUGCCCGAGCUGAGCAGCCUCAGCGGCAGCAUGCACACCAUGCGCGACACCGAUCUUGAUCUGAGCAGCCUGGUCGAACAUUCGCAGUUGCGCCGCGGCACGCCGCUCGCACUGCUGCAGCAGCAGCAGCAGGAGCAGCUGCAGCAACAGCAGCAGCUGCUGCAGCAACAACAGCAACAACAGCAACAACAGCAGCUGCAGCAGCAACAGCAAAACCAAGGCCAACGGCGCACCCAAAAUCCCCCAGUGCCACCGCUCGCCAUGGAGGAGGACUUCAGCGACAUCGAUGCCGAAGACACUGCCGGCAACGACCCAACCUCAUCCAUUUAGGCGAGGACACUUCAUUCAGCAUCCAAAUUCACGUUUCCAUAAUUGUUCGCUCAUCGCGCAGACAUUUCAUAUAUGUUUUUCUAACUCACCCAUUCAAUAGAGGGUCUACUUAACCAA
Molecule: messenger RNA, 1178 nt
Organism: Drosophila arizonae
Lineage: Eukaryota; Metazoa; Arthropoda; Insecta; Diptera; Drosophilidae
Biological process (GO): synaptic signaling
Cellular component (GO): plasma membrane
Molecular function (GO): zinc ion binding
Source: RefSeq, a predicted model, not a curated record